Mycena citricolor is the source of this 376-nucleotide messenger RNA. NCBI's taxonomy places the organism in Eukaryota, Fungi, Basidiomycota, Agaricomycetes, Agaricales, Mycenaceae. The record is from the annotation of a GenBank genome assembly.
UUGCACUCUUCUAGCAGCGACUGUUGAAAGUUCGAACCUUAGUGUCGACGUCGUCGCGAUGAUUGGUAUCGAAGGCGGAAGACAGACAGCUUUAUAAAGUGCAGCCACUGCAAGUCGGGUCAUCUCGAAAUCCAGCAAUCCAACCAAGAUGAUUGUGAAGCUCGCCACUUUUGUAUCGCUGUUCUCUAUCUUCCUUCUCGCAGCGGGUGCACCGGCCACCACAUCCUCCACUGGACCGACCACCACAUCCCUCACUGCAUCGAGCUCAUCUCUCACUGCACCGACCACGUCCCACACUGCAUCGAGCACAUCCCAACUUACUCAGAGUACUAGUGCGGGGGGCAAUAUCACUAAUGCACCGUUCUGGGGCCGCAAG